AUGUCCUCCACCUCAGCGACGACCCAGCGCAAGAUCGCACCCUCGACUACGCCCUCGAGUGCCAUAGCCGCGGCCAAUGCAGCCAAAGCGGCCAAGGAGACGAUGCGCUCGGCUAGGGCCUGUGUAGCCUGUCGCAAGCUGUGAGUGGUGGUCGCACGCUCGACUGGCGCCAGAGUCGGCCACAGCUCGGGUGGCUCGCCCCACCUCCGCUUUCGGGUACUCAUCCCUUGGUGAACCACCGUGUUGCUCGUACAGGAAAACCAAAUGCAUUACAAGCGACAACCCAGACCUGCCCUGCAAGGUGAGCUCGCAGGCGGCAGCGGCAAUCCUCGUCUCGAGAGGCGUGAUUGAGAGGAUCCCCACAUGAGCUGUGGCCCCGCGCCGGCUGCGGGUGGGCGGUCGGUUCAAUGAGGAGCCCCGAACUGAUCGCAACGAGCUCUGUACCACAGCGAUGCACCGCCAAUAACCUUGAAUGCGUGUUCGAGGAUAUCAUGCCCAGUGUCUCGACCAUCAAGUAAGUAGCUCUCGUGGCCCGCGUCUGAAUCUCGGGGUUCACCCCCUGUGCCGACUCGGGAGAGUCCGAGACCGAUCGCCUACGGAGGCUCCCCUGCGCGAGGGCGGAACACCCCGUCAUGUCGCAACAAAACUGAUCUCUUCCCUUGCGUCCGCUCAUUUUCGAACAGCGCUCGAGUUGAACAACUUGAACGGGAAUUUCAAGUCGUCCAGUCCGAGUUGCAACGCCUCCGUCAGCUCGAAUCCGAGGUCGGCGCGAUCAAGCUCUUAAUCCCGAGAGCGUUCGGCAUCCCCGGCGCAGGGGACCAAAAAUCGCUGGCCACGUCCGGAAUGAUCCCUUCCCCACCGGCACUUCCAGGGUAUUUUGCGGGUGGCAACAAGAAUGGAUCUGUUGCCGGAUCGUCGACCUCCCACGCUGCCUCGAACCCGAGUCCCGUCGGUCUGUCGCAGAGUUUGGGCGCUUCGGUGCGCUCGUUCGGUGGUGAGACGGGGAUACGGUCCUCACUGCCCUUGAGAAGACCAGCGGACGACCCGGUCGCUUCGACAAACGUUUCCGAUGACGAAGGCGACCGAGACGAUGGCGAGGACGAGGACCAUUUGCCGCGGUCGGUGUUCGUCGCGCCCGUCGAAACGCUCAAUCGAUUGGCCGAAGAACAGGCGCAGGCGCAGAGGCGAGCGGCGGACGGGAGUUGGAUCAAGCCUCCAAAUCGGAAGAAGCCAAGAAGGGCAUACGAACCUGCCACUCCGCCGGACCGUAUUCCAGACAUCAUCGAUAAGGGUGUGCUGGACGAGAUCAUGGCGAGAGAUCUGCACGCAGUGUCAGUUUUCUCGCUCAGUCAGUGA
Messenger RNA from Microbotryum saponariae, 1356 nucleotides. Lineage: Eukaryota; Fungi; Basidiomycota; Microbotryomycetes; Microbotryales; Microbotryaceae. The record is from the annotation of a GenBank genome assembly.